ACUUAAAUUAUGUCAGCAUUUUAGUUUUGUUAUUAUAGAAAGCCUGAUGCAACUAACGAAGAGUCACUAACAUGGCCUCUCUGGGCGGCUUAGAUGCGAUCAGAUGUGACAACUGCCCUCUGGAGGUGGACGUAUACUGUAAAAGUUGUGACGUCAAACUUUGUGGAGGAUGUGGCGGGAAACACGUGACUUCAAAGACUUCCAAAGGUCACAUUAUUGUACCAUAUGGCGAAAGAUAUUCCACCCCCGUAAUACCAGACUGUAGAUUUCAUAUGUCCUCAAAAUGUUCCUUGUACUGUAGAAAAUGUAAAGACCUCAUUUGUGGAAUUUGCCAAAAUGAAGGACAUGUUAAUCAUCAGGUGUCAGAUCUAAUACAAGAAAGCAGCUUAAAGCGUCAAGACAUUCAGCACGACAUUAAAACACUAGAAGAAAGUAUUAUUAAAAAACUCAAAAGCCUAUCUGAAAAUAUGCUUGAACAGAAAAAGCAAAUUCAAAAACAAUAUGAACCUUCAAAAAUCGCAAUUCAGGAACAGGAAAAGAAAUGGCACAAGAUAAUACAGGAAAUCGCACAGAAGAAGUUGAGAGACCUUCAAAGCAUGAUGCAGAGCCAUAUAACGGAGAUUGACAAUAAUUUGACAGAAAUCAAUAAGCUUUUGAAAGACUCUCACGCUGAAGCAUCCAGAUGUAGGAAUAUUUUGCAUGGGAAUUCGGCAGGAGAAUUUAUUCGCUUCGAUUCAAAUCUAGAAGAAUUUACUCAGUUAAAGUUGACAGAUGUUAUUUUUCCUACAUUUACUCCAAAGCCUAUCAAUGAAGAACACAUCGCAGUGGAGUUUGGAUAUUUUUAUGGGAAGUCACAAAGUGUAAAGGAAGUCCCAUUGGGGAUCCAGAAAUCAGGUUUUCUCGUACAAACUCCAAGACUUCUGGGAGUUCUUAACAGUGGUUUGAUGAAUUCAGAACUCGUGACCAGUGUAAAUAAUGAAGAGAUUUGGGUGGCAAGGUGUAGAUCUAUUAGGCGAAUAAAUCGGAACAAUACAAUUUUGGAGAAUGUUGACAUUCCUUCAGGAUAUGUUUAUGGAAUAUGUCUUACGGAGCAAGGAGAUUUGGUGUAUAAUAACAAUACAGAUAAGGUGAUUAGGAUGGUCAGAAACGGGAAAUCGAUGAAGCUGAUUUCUCUCACGAAGUGGAAAUCUUAUGGUUUAUGUACCACUUCCGACGGAGACCUGUUGGUCUGCAUGAGAAGUGAAAAUGAUUAUCAGGGCAAAGUUGUUCGUUAUUCUGGUUCCAAUGUGUCACAAGAAAUACAGAAUGACAAAGAAAACAAACCAAUGUUUAGUUCCGGAUUUGAUAUGAUGUACGUGGCUGAAAACAAAAAUUCUGAUAUCUGUGUUUCAGACAUCGGAUCAUCGACAGUAAUUAUUCUAAAUAAGAAAGGAGAGCUUCAGUUUACUUAUAUUGGUAACCUAAAGUCGAAAAAAUAUUCGUCAUUUACUCCAUUCGGAAUCGCCACAGACCCGAUGUCCAGGAUCUUAGUAGCUGAUUGCUAUAACGACUGUGUCCAUGUGAUUGAUUGUGAUGGACAGUUUCUGUCAUAUAUCUCAGGGAAUGGACUUUCUCUUCCUUAUGGUCUCAGCAUUUCAAAAGACAACAUUUUGUUCAUUGGAAGCCAAAAAGAUGACAAAGUGACAAUAAUUAAAUAUUCUUAUUGAAAGAAAAACAUCCAUGUACUCAGUUACAUGGUCUGCAUCUAGAUUGAUUGAUUUAUUGUAUGUUGUUUUACAUCCCAUUCGAGAUUUUUUUCACUCAUAGAGAGACGUCGCCAUAUACCGGUGAAGGGCUUCAAAUUUUGACCUUCACUCGGCACUCAGGGCCAUUGAGCAGUGAGGGACCUUUAUCAUGCCAACGUCUGCCGUGAAACGGGGCCUCGGUUUUUAAGGUCUCAUCCGAAGGACCCGCAACUUUCACUUCAAAUUGCCAAGCGCAUGGUGAAGGAACAGUUGCUACCCAUUUUUAUCGACUUAGGUCAGUCGCGGCCGGUAUUCGAACUCACAACCUCCCGAUCACGGAGCGAGCGCUCUACCGACUGAGCUACCAUGAACGGUACUGCAUCUAGAAAGAGAAUGAAAAAAAAAUGCUCAUAACAAAAUCUUUCUAAUUGCGUUAAAUUAUUUCCUACGAGUAAAUUUCCAUGUUCACAGUACUAUGACAAUAUGUGAAUAGUUGAAUUCGUUAAAAUAGCUUCUACAUUCUACUAAUUACUUUUUUUAUAUAUAGAUUUUAUAUAGACCCAUACAUCAGAUUUCGUAGGUGUUUAUCUUCAUUUAUUCCCCUGUAAAUGAAUAUACAAAGAAUGCUUAUUCCUUGUACAGUAAAACUUUCUUAAAUUGGAA
Saccostrea echinata is the source of this 2387-nucleotide messenger RNA. RefSeq lists its product as uncharacterized. The coding region runs from base 72 to 1706 and encodes 544 amino acids. The record is from RefSeq and is a predicted model, not a curated record. The transcript has 2 exons. Gene Ontology annotation, molecular function: zinc ion binding. NCBI's taxonomy places the organism in Eukaryota, Metazoa, Mollusca, Bivalvia, Ostreida, Ostreidae.